Messenger RNA from Wyeomyia smithii (pitcher-plant mosquito), 2485 nucleotides. Its product is annotated as activating signal cointegrator 1 complex subunit 2. The record is from RefSeq and is a predicted model, not a curated record. The transcript is spliced from 5 exons. Gene Ontology annotation, molecular function: ubiquitin binding. The coding region runs from base 262 to 2433 and encodes 723 amino acids. Lineage: Eukaryota; Metazoa; Arthropoda; Insecta; Diptera; Culicidae. Gene Ontology annotation, biological process: regulation of DNA-templated transcription.
GUUAUACAGACACAUGGUUUGAAUAUAAGUCGAAAUUACCUAGAUUAUGAUAUACAACUUACGAGCGUGUAUCGUCGAAGUGAACUGACUGCUAUUGUGACACGGGGACCGUCUUGCCCGCUGUUCCCCUAUAUCAAACAUCAGCUGGUUUUGGUUGAUUUGAACUGUUUUUGUUUGUGCCACCGCGCGAAUUGAAAGGAAUAAAAUUUGUGCGUUGAAAUCAAUGAGAAAAACCCGAAUCCCUUGAGGCAACUGCUAAUCAUGGCACUACCUACGUUCGAAAAUGACAACAAGCUGCCAUUGAACGAGUUGCUGAUUACCCUGGACGAAGAUGGUGUGAAAAGAACUGUUCCUGCGUUGCAUGAAAAAUGGAAAGAUCCACGUUGUUUCACUCGAUACACUCCACUUCAUGUUUACAAUGGGUGUUUACUAGAGGAAGGCUCUGCCGGGUUUGAUCAGUGGCUGAGCGAGGCCGGCUGGUUUAUAAAGGACAUGGAAUCGCUGCUGGAACUGGAGCAUUAUCGAUUUUGGUCUACGAUGGUUUACAACCGGGGUGCCAUUGAAGCUGUGAUUUCCUUCACCCAGUCUGCCGUACCGUGUUAUCUGGUCGGUGUGAUCCGCAGCUCCGCCGCUAUAUUCCCUGUGUAUUCGGCUGUGUUACGCUCGACGCUACAAGUCGUGUGUCGUUUGAUAACGCAGCGCGAGUCGGAUCGAUGCUGGAUCGGGCGAGAAUUCCUGGGAGACUUGCUGUACAAGCAUUACCUGAUAUCAGUUCCGCUGCUGUUCGAUCUGCUGUCGACCUAUGGCCGGGAAAACAAGACUGCACUGACCCAGAUGCUGCACACAGUAUUCAAGCUACAACCGAAGUACCGCAAUGAUUUGAAAACUGGGUUGCAGUUCCUACAGAAAACCUUCAACACUAUCCACCAACAGCUGGAAACGGAUCGCCUGGAUGGCCACACGGCGAGCACAGCAACGCUACAGGACCUAGCGAUAUACAGCCUGGAUUGUUCCACGGUGCUUGCAUUGCUAGUUGAGUUGUAUCCGGAAUGUCGACAGAUGUGCACCGAGCUGGGCAUGGAACCAUCCAUUAGUGCUUUCUACGACAACAGUGUCACUGUGCUGUACAAGAACAUUCACUCCGUGGACAACGAUUCGCCCUAUCUGGGUUUUCUGAAUGCGGCACGCGUAGAACUGCUGUCGGCUUUUCGUGCCAUUGUGAACCUACAGCUGGAGAGGGUUCUAGACAAUCCAGCCGAUAGUCUUCUGCCAGCGGAUAAAUUGCUCUGUAUUCUUACCGAAUGUCUGUCGGAUGCAAUCUUUGUGAGAGACUACCAGCUUCGUUACCCGGUUGAGCGAGAUAUAGAUAUCUUGAAGCAGGCGUGUCGGAAUGUAGAUACCUUCAAGAUGGACUUUGUGCAGAAUGCCUAUUGCGCUGAUGAGGCUGAAAAUGGUCUUACAAACGGCCAUUCCGAUACCGUUCCGGAGGAUGAUGAAAGUUUUGGUGAAGCGGCGGGAGGCGUUUUAGAGGAAGAAAUUUCGAAGGUUGCUGACCACAGUUCAACGGAGUUAAAACUUACAGCAGAGCAACAGGCAGAAGUGGACAUCCAGAAAGUGUUGGACGUUUUACCUCAUCUCGGGGAUGGUUAUGUUCGAAAGAUUCUCAGCAGGUACGACAACGUUGAGCAGGCAAUCGCAGCCGUACUGGAAGGAAAUUUGCCUCCAGAUUUAGCGGAGGCAGAUCCAACUGAACCCUACAUUCCGGCCGACAAGCUUGAUACGCUAUUUUUGGAGACGGGAAUCGAGCGAUUGAAUGUGUUCGACGGAGAUGAGUUUGAUGUGCUAGUUCACGACGAGAUCAAGGGUGUAAUGAAAAAGGGCAAGGGUAUGCCUGGGCAGGCGAAAAAUUUGAAAGAGAUGUUGGACGAUAAAAGUCAUAUACGAGAGAUGAAGGAUCGCUACCAGGAGUAUACUAAUAUUUGCGAUGAGUAUGACGACGAGUACGACGACAGCUUUGAUGCGAUGGCCGAGAGUGAAUCAAGAGCUAAGGUGCGCUUGACCCCUGCCAUGCGAAAUGCGCUGGUCGACGAGUUGGAAGAUGAGGACGAAGAAGAUGAGCAAGAAACCGAAGAACGUUCCUCGUUAGCGAUGGCAAAGAAACCACUGGAUUUUUGUGAAAAUCCGGAACUUGUUCGGCAACGGUAUGAAGAGAAACGACAAAGCAAAUUUCAAGCUAGACACGGUGGCCAAGUCUCAGCAGCGUCGGGUGGAGCCACGGGUAAAGACGUGGUUGGCAAAGCCAAGGGACAAGGCCAGGAUAAAUCUGUACUGAUGAAUCGAAAGCACAAGGGCGAGAAUAAGGCAAGCCGAGCCAACCAUAACCGAAAGCAAGGAGCAACUUUUAAACGAAACAAAGGGAUGAUUCCAUCCUAAGAGAAUGUUAGCUUUACUGUUUUUUUGUAAACAAUUAAAUUGUCGUUCAUGA